This is a messenger RNA of Chenopodium quinoa (quinoa), 774 nucleotides long. Its product is annotated as alpha-latroinsectotoxin-Lt1a-like. Gene Ontology annotation, molecular function: protein binding. The record is from RefSeq and is a predicted model, not a curated record. The transcript has a single exon. NCBI's taxonomy places the organism in Eukaryota, Viridiplantae, Streptophyta, Magnoliopsida, Caryophyllales, Amaranthaceae. The coding region runs from base 1 to 774 and encodes 257 amino acids.
AUGGAAGACUCCUUGGUGAUUGAUAGGCGGAAGCUUUUCACAGCCGCUAUGGAUGGCGAUGUAGGCUUCUUGGAGGAAGCACGAAACAAAGAGAUAGAAAAUGGUGAAGGCUACUUUUUGAGGCAAACCUCAUCUGAUAAGUACAAUAUUCUUCACAUUGCAAUCAAAUAUCGGCAAUAUGAGUUUAUUAAGAAAGUAUUUGUAGUAACUGAUAAGCUGAUUAAUCAGCGGGACAAUGACGAGAAUACCCCUCUUCAUGCAGCGGCAGAGGAAGGCCACAUCGAGGCAUUCGAGCUGCUCCUUGAAUAUGGAAAGGGGCAGCAGGAGGCCAACAUGGAGACGAAGCCGCUGGAUUGGAGUAUCCAGAAUAAAGAAGGAAACACGCCGUUGCAUGUUGCACUUAUCAAACGCAAGAUUAAGGCUGCUGAAUGGUUGGUGAAGCAGCAACCUGAGGUGGCUGGUGUCACCAACAAUGAUGGGAACACCCCUCUUCAUGUUGCCGCAGAGGUGGACGCCGUGGACUUUUUCAAGGUGUUCAUUGAUGAAGAUGUACAAUGGCAACCGACAUUGAGGGUGCAGAAUAAAGAAGGCAACACGCCGUUACAUGUUGCAAUUAUCAAUUACAAUUGGAAUGAGACUGCUACAUUGUUGCUGAAGGAGGAUCCUGAGCUUGCUCGUGUCACCAAUAAAUCCAUGGAGACGCCUCUUCAUCUUGCAAUUAUCAAAUUUCCAAUUUUUGGUAACUACUCGAUGUCUCUGCUCUCACUAAUAUAA